This is a messenger RNA of Dibothriocephalus latus, 285 nucleotides long. The record is from the annotation of a GenBank genome assembly. Lineage: Eukaryota; Metazoa; Platyhelminthes; Cestoda; Diphyllobothriidea; Diphyllobothriidae.
AUGCUGAUGGCCGACCUUCCUAUGGAAGAGUAUGCAAUCCUGCGAGUAUAUUUUAUUGUUAACUACGUCUACGUAGGCGACACAGAGGAGAACGAUCCACGGGAUGGCAGGGCACAAAACUCACUUUCGAAACGACCCAAGCCUGAUAGGUUUGAUGGCAACCAAUUUGGAGAACGAUCUAUCAUGAAAUCAAUUAAAGAGAUUGUCUACAGCAUCGGUAUCGUAAAUGAUGCCAUCGAGUCAAAUGGUAUGUCCCAACACCGAAUAGACCCCACAGUUUUGUAG